CACCGAGGAAGAGGCCGGCCGGGCGUGGCAGCCGCCGGUCUGGUGCUGUCCGCCGUGCUUCCCGAGCCUGGUCCUCCUGUGCAUCAUGUUUCUGACCUUUGGGUCGUACUGGGUGUUCGACACGCCGGGCGCUAUCCAGAAGCAGCUGACAGAGUGGUUUGGCCCGUCGUACACGGAUGCGGACAACUUGAUGCUGUACUCUGUGUACUCGCUGCCAAACACGGUGCUCCCGUUCUUCUCGGGCUACCUCAUCGAUCGCGUGCUCGGCAUCCGGUUGGGCAUUGUGGUGUUCUGCGGACUCGUGCUUGUGGGUGAGACUAUUUUCUGCGUGGGCAUUAUGGCCAAGACGUACUGGGUGUGUGUGAUGGGCCGGUUUGUGUUUGGCCUCGGCGGCGAGUCGCUGACGGUGGCGCAGAACACCAUUACGGUGAUCUGGUUCCAGGGCCCGCAGCUUGCGCUGGCGUUUGCGUCGGUGGUUGCGUUUGCACGGAUUGGAUCGUCGGUCAACUUUGCGGUGACGCCGACGCUUGCCGACUCGUCUGUGCCGCUUGCGGUGUGGUUUGGGUGUGGCAUGUGCCUGCUCUCGUUUGCGUUUGCGUCGUCGCUCGCAGGGCUCGACUGGUUCGGGCGCGAGCGGAUUUUGCGGCGCGAUGCAGCGGCGGCCAAGGCUGCGACUGCCGGCACGGAGGCGCCUCGCGCUGAAGCUGGCGAGGGUGGGCGGAUCCAGGCUGGCGAGCCGUCGCCGGCGACGGCGCUGCUGAGCGGGAGCAAGGUGGUCGAGGAGGAGAGCGAGGACGAUGGCGAGACCAUUUCGUGGGCGCACAUCAAGGCCAUUCCGCUGCCUGCUUGGUUUAUCUUUAUCAUUUGCGCUUUCUUCUACGUUGGUGUGCUCACGUUUUACACAGUCGGCUCAAAGAUCAUGCAGGAGACCGGGCACAAGUACUCGUCGACGACGGCGACGCUCUUCCUUUCCAUCCCCAACUUUGUGUCGAUUGUGGCGUCACCGACGUUUGGCCGGCUGGUGGACAAGGUCGGGCGUGCGCUGUUCUGGAUCAUUCUUGCGUCGAUAAUGAUGAUCGGCGUCCACAUCAUGUUCCUCCUCAACGCGCUCGAGGUUGUCGAGAUCUCGCCGAUUCCGCUCAUGAUCUGGCUGGGUGUGUCGUACUCGAUGGGUGCGGCUUCACUCUGGCCCAUCCUCUCGCUGGUUGUGCCCGACUUUAUGCAGGGCACGGCGUACGGGAUCAUGACGGCGACCCAGAACUGCGCGCUCGCGUUCUUCCCUCUUCUCAUUGGCCAGCUGCAGGACAAGUACGCAGGCUCGAAGAAGCAGUACACCCUGCCGCUCAUGAUUUUUAUCGGCUGCGAGGUCAUGUCGCUCUUCCUCACAUUUAUCCUCAUCGGUCUCGACCGGAAGCUCACCGAGGGUCGCCUCAACAUGUCCGCCGCGGAACGCGACGUGCUUAACGAGCAGAACGAGAUCGCCGCCGCCGCCGCCGCGUCCAAGGUCGACCCGACGUCGCUUGUUGUCUCGCCGCGCUCGCGCACCAUCCGCGUCCCGGAUCCAGAGCACGACACUGUCCGCAUUGUGCCGAUGCGCAAGCCUAUCCGCGCCUCGUACCUGGCCCGCCUUGGCAUCCAUCGCCCCAUGAACAUGUAAACAACGUUGGGCCAGAA
Messenger RNA from Thecamonas trahens ATCC 50062, 1674 nucleotides. Its product is annotated as major facilitator superfamily transporter domain-containing protein 1. Gene Ontology annotation, biological process: transmembrane transport. Gene Ontology annotation, molecular function: transmembrane transporter activity. NCBI's taxonomy places the organism in Eukaryota, Apusomonadida, Apusomonadidae. The transcript has 2 exons. The record is from RefSeq and is a predicted model, not a curated record. Bases 86 to 1657 code for a protein of 523 amino acids.